Macadamia integrifolia is the source of this 1979-nucleotide messenger RNA. RefSeq names its product probable adenylate kinase 7, mitochondrial. The transcript has 4 exons. The record is from RefSeq and is a predicted model, not a curated record. Gene Ontology annotation, biological process: nucleobase-containing compound metabolic process. Lineage: Eukaryota; Viridiplantae; Streptophyta; Magnoliopsida; Proteales; Proteaceae. Gene Ontology annotation, molecular function: AMP kinase activity; ATP binding. The coding region runs from base 694 to 1557 and encodes 287 amino acids. Gene Ontology annotation, cellular component: mitochondrion; cytoplasm.
UCGGUGGUGGUAACUGAGGCAACGUUCUAAAAUUUGGAUCAGAAUCAACCAAUGUCAAGCUCGAUUAAUCCCGAUUGUUUACAAUUCAAUCCAGCCGAUUCUACUAGAGUUGCAUCGAUUAAUCGAUUUGGAAUAAUUUGAUUCAAAAUCGAUGAAGAUUGAUCUAUGUGAAUUCCGAGUUUAUAAACCCUAGGCUGGAAUUAUAUGAAGGGAAUCGCCCAAUUUUUUACACUAUUUUAAAUAACCAGAGUCAGAUCGGUCGAAUUUGCCACGAUCGCUCCUACAACCGAUUCUAGGGUUUUUCAGAUCCCAUUCUGACAGAUUCCGAUCCAGAAUCGUCACGGACCGAUCCGACCCCAAUGCUGGACUUCUAAAGGCAUUUUGGGUCUGAUCACACGCCAGCGUAUGUGGAGCACGCCACUUUCCGCUUUUUGAGUCUCGUGGUCUUAGCCAUAUAUGAUGAGUGGUAUCCACCCUAAAACUCGAAGGUGUAUCUCCAAAUCAUGCUCUUCUCUAAAACCCUCGUUUCGCCAGUUCUGAUCCAUCAAAAACCCUCCCUGGCUCUGUUCGACUCUGCCACUUCCGAGUCAGUAAAAAGUCUACAAAGCCGAAACCCUUCGUCUUCUCUCUCUCUUUGCUCUUUGUUCUGUGUAGUUCGCCGUAAGAAGCCGAACUUUGGAGUUGUCCAACGCCAUGGUCGGAAUCUUCCGCGUAAGUAGUGCGGCGACCCAUCUGGCACGGAGAAUUGGACUUAGUCCGAACCUCCGAUCCUUCGGAGCAGCCGCUGCAGUUGAGCUGGAAGACGAUUUCGACUACUACGACGACGGCGAUUACGAGCUCUCCCGCGACCGGCUUCGACUGGCAACCAUGAACGAUUCUGAUGGUUCGAUCGAGGGUAGGGGUGUGCAGUGGGUUUUCAUAGGCAACCCGGGCGCCAAGAAACGAGUCUAUGCCGAAAAGCUUUCCAAGCUUCUGCAAGUCCCUCACAUUUCCAUGGGCACCCUCGUUCGUCAAGAGCUCAACCCUCGUUCUUCUCCUUACAAACAGGGUUGGAUUGCAAAUGCGGUGAAUGAAGGGAAGCUUGUUCCUGAAGAUAUAAUCUUUGGUCUUCUGUCAAAGAGACUCCAAGAAGGCUAUUACAGAGGUGAAACUGGGUUCAUCUUGGAUGGCAUUCCUCGAACUCGAAUCCAAGCUGAGAUCCUGGACCAAAUUGCUGACAUCGAUCUAGUCGUCAAUUUCAGAUGCACCGAGGACUGCUUGGUGAAAAAACACCUCGAGAACAGAAUAUGUUCUCAAUGUUAUGAAAGUACUCCUGUAAGAAAUUCAGGGACAAGUCUAGUUAAAACUUCCCUUGCUAGUUCUGAAGAUGCCCAGAAAGAAAAAGUCCGAAUCUAUGAAGAGCAGAACAAGCCUUUGGAAGAUUACUAUAGGAAACAGAAGAAGCUUCUUGACUUUCAAGUGGCUGGUGGUCCUGGAGAAACCUGGCAGGGGCUCUUGUCCGUGUUACAUCUGAAACACAUUAAUGCAAUCCAUUCAUCAGAGAAAUUGACAGUAUAAUGUUGGUUUUCGAGCACUCCCAUUCGCGCAUUCAUUGUGGGUUUCACUAUCCACACUACCAUUGAAUGAUGGAUACAUGAGAUGCAGCAUUUGUAAGUUCACUGGAGUUUUCUGUAAAUAUCCCGUCUAGUUUUGAAGGUUUCUGGGUGGAUAAGAGUUUUUCUUUUGUUUUAGGCUAUGUUUGAUUGUCAAAGAAAAAAAAAUGAGGAGAGAGAUAGACUCAGAUGAAUUAUCAUCAUAAUGAUUCAAUGAUUGCUUUGGGUUUCUCUCUCUCCUCAAAUUUAGACUUUUUUAUUUUUUUCUUUCUUUUUUAUCCGUUUCUUGACAACCAAACAUAGCCUUAGUGUAACGUGAGUUUGUAAUAUUUUGGUGAUGAGAAGAAACAAAGAGAACAUUAGCUCAUGUGAGCUCUACUAGGGAAA